UAAUUCGUUUAACUCUUGCAGAAAAGUUAAGGUUGAAUGAGUUUGUCUUGUUACUGUAUUUCGUUGUUUAAUUUUCUUCUAAACUGAAGUGAAAAUGUCUGGAGCCUUGCGUCUUAUUAUACUUGCCACUAUUAUGGCUGCAAUCAGUCUAACAGUAGAAGCAGAAUUUGCAACAAUUCGUGUUCCACAAAAUUUUGGUUGUUCGAAUGGACGCAAAGAUGGAUUAUUUCGUCACCGUGACGUGUCAGCUUGUAAAGGCACUUGGGAGGGUCAUGUUAGAGAUGCACCACUGUGCAGUCUUGGAUGGCACGUUUGUUCCUGGAAUGACACAGAACAACUGUCGGGUAUAUCUUGGUAUCAAACUGUCCACAUCGAGGGUUGUUAUGCCAUAAAUGCUGCGAACAGAGGAGAUUUGUGCACAGAGUGUUCUUCCGAGAACGAUGACUUGGCUGGAAUUGGAGCUGACUGUCCACAUCAGAAUCAGAAUGACCGAUCAUGUUUUGGUCGUGGUAAAGUUACCGCAAGUUCGCGAAUGUUUAGGCAUCGACCAUGCGAACACAAACCUUGGAUGACUGGUGUUGUGUGCUGCCGAGACAGACGGAAAGGUUCUACUCCCAUAAUAACUGUGUCGCCGGUGUCGUCAGUACAGUCGCCAGCGGGAGUUGAAAUCGUGCUCAAAUGUAAAGCUGUCGCCAGUCCUCUUCCUGAAAUAACUUGGUACAAGAAUGGCUUUCAAGUAAACACUGUCGGUGUUACUGUUGAAGAGGUCGCCCAAGACAAAUUGGUUUACUCCAAACUGCGCAUUUCACCUCUUGCUGACGAUGUUGAAGGUCUAUACAUGUGCAAAGCUGAAAACAGACAUGGCAUUGCGGUAUCGUACACGUCGGACGUCACCGUAAUUCAAGCCAGACCUAAACUGGUCGCUUGCAGGGACAAAGCAAAGCAGAGUUUGCUGCACGGUGGCGUAAUCGCGGCAUGCGGUGGAAAGUGGAAGGGAACGGUCAAAAAGUCGUCGAAGCAGCUCUGCGCAAAGGGUUGGCAUGUAUGUGGUCUUAGAGAUAGAAGCAUUCUAAACAAACUAACUUGGGCUGAGACGGUUUCACUAAGUGGGUGUUACGCAUAUGAUGCAGCAACAUCAGACCACUUUGCUUGCAACAGGUGUUCGCGACGUCUGAAAGGCAACAGCAUGGCUGGCAUUGGUGCCAACUGCGGCUCGCUUGAAAGAAGCAAAACAUCUUGCCUCAACAAAGGUCGUAUCGGUGUUUGGCAGAAGCAAUUCCUGGAAGGUGGUAAUUCUACUGACGAAUUUGACGUCACAGCCACUGUACAAGACGGCGUAUCGGCCAAAACAAGGUCGUCAUGUCGCUACCACAGAGGUGUUACCACGGGCGUGAUGUGUUGUAAGAAGAAGGGUUCCAAACGAAAAGAUCCGGUAUGCAGCCCAGGCUGUGAGAAUGAUGGAGUCUGCAGAGUGGGCAAUUUUUGCGAAUGUCCGGCUGGGAGAUCAGGUUUUCGCUGCGAAGUUUUAAACACAGCAGCGCACGGGAAAAAAUGCGCAACGCCUUGUGGUCCAAACAGUCAUUGCAAUAGAAAGGGUGUUUGUAAGUGUGACAAGGGUUUCAAGUCCACAAAGAAUUCUUGUAUCCCGCGUAAGAAUCGUUCUAAAGGAAAAAAUCGAGGUCGCAGGUGUCGUGGUGUGAAUUGCCAAAACGGUGGCCGCUGCAGCAGAGGGUCCUGUAUCUGCCCACCAUUAUUCACAGGCCAAUAUUGUGAGACCGCUUUCGUUGACCAAUCACAGCUCACAUUACAUUGAAUGCGGAACCGCCCACGGUAACAAAUAUUCUAACAUUUCUAUGUCACAAAGAUAAAGCGACGUCAAGAGUGACGUAGAUAUCAAGUAUUAACAUUCUACCUCAGCUUGUUGCAGACCUUAAUCUGCCUUCGAUAAUUUAUACCGAACACGCUUUACCACAGCAGAAUUUACCGCGUAACCAUAUUACCAUGGUAACAAGCUCACAUACGAAUUGCACAUUCACGUCUUCUUCAAAUCUGUAUUAACUAAUUUAUGCACCUGCACAAAUACUGUUGUAUUACCCAUUAUGGUUAUAUUUAAACCCAAUUUAAUGAAAGUCACAUAGCUUUUUAAAAAACUCAAAUACCAUACGCGAUGUAUAUAAAUAAGUGCCCCAGAUUCGCUAUUUUUUCAUGUUUCUCGAUCUUAUCUCACUAUGUUUUAGUUAAAAAGUUUAUUUAACUAACAAAACAAAGUUGUAAAACAACAGUUAUUUUACAUCAAUUAAAAUAUAUUCCAGGUUUUUCGAUGUAUUAAUUAAUGCCUGAAACUUUGAACAAUACCUGAUGUCGUUUGUAAAUAGUUUGAAACUCGCUUUCGCCCUUACAACUAUGUUCCAUUAUGAUGUAGUCAGCAACAACAUGUUACCAACCUACAAUUAUAUUUUACAUCUGUUUUAAAGGUUGUUGUACAAACUUUAUGAUCACCCUUCGUUCGGUUUGGGAAAUUCUGAGAUAUUGAAUGAAAUUGCAGUUUAAUAAUAAUUCAAACUAUAUAUAUAUUCGCUUCAAGCGAGGGUUUUGUUACUUUGGCUAAGUAUAUAUCCAAUUGUCCUUUCGCAGCUCUUUGUAGUUUGGCGAGUAUCUUUAGUUUGUACAUUUUUGUGUUUUUCCAAGUGUUACUUAUCGUCCUGUAUACAGCGCGACUAUAUAGACUCUUCUAACAACGUAACAAGCAGAUUCACUUUAUUUCCGUUUAUCGUUGGGAGCUCAAGUAAUUACCACUGUGUCCACUCUGGCUAUAAAUAAUGUUAUCUUGAUAUUUUAAAAUAUUACAAAUUAAGGUGUACAUGUUUAUUUCCCGGCUUUUCUGCAACUGAAUUACCACUUUUAAAAUGGAGGGUACCUUUACAGUUUAGUUGCAUAAUCACUUACGAGUAAUCUUGCCCGCGCCUACUACUGUUUAUUAUCUUCCAUGUUCUACACAUACUAUUUCAUUGUAACCGGAAAUAAACCAAACGAAACCAACA
Ciona intestinalis (vase tunicate) is the source of this 3041-nucleotide messenger RNA. RefSeq lists its product as uncharacterized. Lineage: Eukaryota; Metazoa; Chordata; Ascidiacea; Phlebobranchia; Cionidae. Gene Ontology annotation, cellular component: plasma membrane. The record is from RefSeq and is a predicted model, not a curated record. Gene Ontology annotation, molecular function: fibroblast growth factor binding; fibroblast growth factor receptor activity.